UCUGCACGUUGUUCCAAGAGCUGAAUAUAAAUUGUUUGAUUCAUGGCAUCUUCACAUCACUAUCAAUCAUGGGAAACUGCAUUCACACAUUGCUCUGCAAGCAUGCAAACAAGGUUACAGAUGUCUGGUCGGAUGAUGAAGCAUCAACAGAAAAGGCCAAGGAGUCACCUCAGGAUGCAACUGAGAGCAAAACUGGGAGAAGGCGGUGCAUAAAGAUCACUCUGACAAGGAAAGAGCUCGAGCUGCUGCUGCGACAAAAUCCUCAAGGCGUUUCGUUUCAGAAGAAAUGGAAACCAUCUUUGCAGACAAUAGUAGAGGUAGAUAACUUUUGAUAGUCUGUUUCGCUGUAUAAUCUCGCUGUGGCUUGAAGCUGAAGUAGCAGGAGGGAGAGAAGUUUUGAUAACAACUCAGUCUAGUAGUUGUAAAUUUUGUGUUCAGAUGUUGUGACUGCUAAUAUGUAAAGUUACAGUUCUUGUAAUGGUUUGUUUUUGGAAACCUAUUACUAAAGAAUGUCAGAGUUAUUCUGAUGGUUAAGUGUUUUUGUUUAAAAUCUUAAUGUUAAUCAAUCACUUGUGUGGUAAUGAAAAUGUGGAGUUUUA
Molecule: messenger RNA, 599 nt
Organism: Arabidopsis arenosa
Lineage: Eukaryota; Viridiplantae; Streptophyta; Magnoliopsida; Brassicales; Brassicaceae
Source: the annotation of a GenBank genome assembly